AUGGGGGUGAGGCGGGAGGGGAGAGCGGCGGCAGCAGCGGCCGCGGCCACAGCUCCAGUUCCAGCUCCGGCUCCCGCGUCCCGGGCCCCGCGCCCCGACCCUAGCCGCCGCGCCUGCCGGGGGGCCUCGUGCGCCCCCGCCGCCCGCUUCACGCUGAAGUUCCUGGCCGUGCUGCUGGCCGCGGGCAUGCUGGCGUUCCUCGGUGCCGUCAUCUGCAUCAUCGCCAGCGUGCCCCUGGCGGCCAGCCCCGCGCGGGCGCUGCCCGGUGGCGCCGACAACGCCUCGGCCGCAGCAGCGGGCGCCGCCGCGUCCCCGGGUCCGCAGCGCAGCCUAAGCGCGCUGCACGGCGCCGGCGGCUCGGCCGGGCCCCCGGCGCUGCCCGGAGCGCCCGCAGCCAGCGCGCACCCGCUGCCGCCCGGGCCGCUCUUCAGCCGCUUCCUGUGCACCCCGCUGGCGGCCGCCUGCCCGUCGGGGACCGAGCAGGGAGACGCGGCGGCGGGCGAACGAGAGGAGCUGCUGCUGCUGCAGAGCACGGCUGAGCAGCUGCGCCAGACGGCGCUGCAGCAGGAGGCGCGCAUCCGCGCCGACCAGGACACCAUCCGCGAGCUCACCGGCAAGCUGGGCCGCUGCGAGAGCGGCUUGCCGCGCGGCCUGCAGGACGCCGGGCCCCGCCGCGACACCAUGGCCGACGGGCCCUGGGACUCGCCCGCGCUGCUGCUGGAGCUGGAGAAUGCCGUGCGUGCCCUCCGCGACCGCAUCGACCGCAUCGAGCAGGAGCUCCCAGCCCGGGCAAACCUUUCUGCUGCUCCUGCCCCGGCCACACCCACGGCGCUGCAUGCCAAGAUGGACCAAGUGGAGGAACAGUUGCUGACCAAGGUACUGGCACUGGAAAAGGAGCGCACGGCCCUCAGCCACAGCAGCCACCGGCAGCGUCAAGAGGUAGAGAAGGAGCUGGAGACCCUGCUGGACCGCGUGGCUGAGCUGGAGCAUGGGUCCUCUGCCUACAGUCCCCCACACGCCUUCAAGAUUAGCAUCCCCAUCCGCAACAACUACAUGUAUGCCCGCGUGCGCAAAGCCCUGCCCGAGCUCUACGCCUUCACUGCCUGCGUGUGGCUCCGCUCCCGCUCGAGUGGUCCCGGUCAGGGCACCCCCUUCUCCUACUCAGUGCCUGGGCAAGCCAAUGAGAUUGUGCUGCUGGAAGCUGGCCCGGACCCUAUGGAGCUGCUUAUUAAUGACAAGGUCACCCAGCUGCCCCUGAGCCUGAAGGACAAGGAAUGGCACCACAUCUGUAUUUCCUGGACCACGAGGGACGGCCUGUGGUCUGCCUACCAAGAUGGGGAGCUGCGGGGCUCUGGCGAGAACCUGGCUGCCUGGCACCCCAUCAAGCCUCAUGGGAUCCUUAUCCUGGGCCAAGAGCAGGAUACCCUGGGAGGGCGCUUUGAUGCCACCCAGGCCUUCGUUGGUGACAUCACUCAGUUUAACCUGUGGGACCACACCCUGACACCUGCCCAGGUCCUCAGCAUCGCCAACUGCACUGGACCGCUGCGGGGCAAUAUCGUGCCCUGGGAGGACAGGCUGGUGGAAGCUUUCGGUGGUGCCACUAAGGCUGCCUUUGAUGUCUGCAAGGGAAAGGCCAAGGCCUGA
This is a messenger RNA of Ochotona curzoniae (black-lipped pika), 1644 nucleotides long. RefSeq names its product neuronal pentraxin receptor (gene NPTXR). Lineage: Eukaryota; Metazoa; Chordata; Mammalia; Lagomorpha; Ochotonidae. Bases 1 to 1644 code for a protein of 547 amino acids. The transcript is spliced from 6 exons. The record is from RefSeq and is a predicted model, not a curated record.